AUGAAGAGCUCACUUGUCUUCCUCGCCGGUCUUUUUGCCCCCUUCGCCCUGGCCCAGUCCCUCUGCGACCGCUACUCUUGCUACUCUUACUACUCCAACGCCGGCUACGAGUUCAACAACAACCGCUGGGGCCAGGACUCUGGCUCUGGUAGCCAGUGCACUUACAUUGACUGGUCCAACAGCAACGGCGCUGGAUGGCACGUCGACUGGAACUGGUCUGGAGGACAGGACAACGUCAAGGCCUACCCCAACUCGGCACUCCAGCUCAACACCAAGCGCCUCCUCAGCAGCAUCAGCAACAUGCAGUCCGCGACUGCGUGGUCUUAUAGCGGCACCAACAUCCGUGCCAAUGUUGCCUACGAUCUCUUCACUGCUGCUGACCCCAAGCACUCCACGUCCAGCGGCGACUACGAGCUCAUGAUCUGGCUCGCUCGAUACGGCGGAGUUCAGCCCAUUGGUUCUCGCCAGGGCAAUGUCAACGUCGAAGGCAAGACUUGGGAACUCUGGGUUGGCAUGAACGGCAGCAUGAAGGUCUUCAGCUUCGUCGCCGCCAACCCUGUCAACAACUUCAACUCGGACGUCAAGCAAUUCUACAACUACCUCGCCAAUACCCAAGGCUUCCCUAUCAGCAAGCAGUAUCUCCUGACCUUCCAGUUUGGUACCGAGCCCUUCACGGGAAGCAAUGCUAAGCUUACAGUCGCUAACUUCAACGCCCAUGUCAACUAA
Messenger RNA from Fusarium sp. VM40, 726 nucleotides. Lineage: Eukaryota; Fungi; Ascomycota; Sordariomycetes; Hypocreales; Nectriaceae. The record is from the annotation of a GenBank genome assembly.